Molecule: messenger RNA, 3441 nt
Organism: Macadamia integrifolia
Lineage: Eukaryota; Viridiplantae; Streptophyta; Magnoliopsida; Proteales; Proteaceae
Product: subtilisin-like protease SBT4.3
Exons: 13
Coding region: 1-3441 (1146 amino acids)
Biological process (GO): proteolysis
Molecular function (GO): serine-type endopeptidase activity
Source: RefSeq, a predicted model, not a curated record
AUGGGUGCACUAUCAAAGAUUGAGGAUGGCUACUCCACAGAAACUGUCCAUUUGAACAUCUUAGAACAAGUCCUUGAGAGAAGCUCAGCUAGAGAAUCCUUAGUUUGCAGCUAUAAAAGCAGUUUUAAUGGAUUUGCAGCUAAGCUCACAGAACAAGAGCAACUAAAGCUAAGAGGCAUGAAAGGUGUAGUCUCUGUAUUUCCAAGUAGAACCCUAAAACUUCACACAACAAGAUCAUGGGAUUUCUUGGGCUUCCCAACCACUGUAAAAAGAGUGCCUACCAUUGAGAGUAAUGUCAUUAUUGGCAUGAUUGACAGUGGAAUCUGGCCUGAAUCUGAGAGCUUCAACGAUAACGGGAUCGGUCCUCCUCCGAGCAAAUGGAAGGGUAUUUGCCAAAACAUAACCUGUAAUAAUAAGAUUAUUGGGGCACGAUUUUACAACGCCGAGAAUAACUAUAAAGAAGAAGAGAAGUCCCCUCGUGAUAUUGAAGGACAUGGAACACACACUGCCUCUACAGUAGCAGGUGUUGAAGUUAAAAAUACAAGCCUUUUUGGCAUUGCUCAAGGGACAGUAAGAGGAGCUGUUCCCUUUGCAAGGAUAGCUGUCUACAAAGUCUGCUGGAAUGUUGGUUGCUCUGACCAUGAUAUCCUGUCUGCAUUUGAUGAUGCAACUAAAGAUGGUGUUGAUAUCUUAUCAGUUUCCGUGGGGGGUUCAUCUGUUACAGUUUUCAAUGAAGAUCCUAUUGCAAUUGGAGCAUUCCAUGCAAUGGAGAAAGGUAUCCUUACAUCUGUAUCUGCUGGAAAUGAAGGACCACAAAUGGUUAGUAUCAAAAAUCUUGCCCCAUGGAUGCUAACUGUAGCAGCAAGCAACACAGAUCGUCGGAUCAUAAGCAAAGUCAGAACAGGCAAUCAGAUUACCAAGGUGGUGAUGCUGCCAGGGAUAUUAAUGUCCUUUGAUAAUCAAGGACAUGCUAUCAACACUUUCCAAACUAAGAAAGAGGCAUCUCAAAUUAUAUAUGGAGGUGAUCAUGCUGCACAUAACUCUAGCAGUGUAGAAGCAAGGGCAUGUAAUGCUGGUUCUUUGGACAAAAAUUCAGUGAAAGGGAAAAUUGUCUUCUGCGACAUGGCCAAUAGUGGUGUCGGGCCCUUCCUUGCUGAUGCUCAAGGAAUGGUGAUGGUAGAUGAUGUUGGAUCUGAUGAUACACCCUUCUCUUAUCCUUUACCCGCAACGGCUAUCAGCAUUGCUGAUGGCAAAAAAUUAAAGCAAUAUUUGAAUACUACUAGAAACCCCAAGGCGAAGAUCUACAAAAGUCAAUCGAUUCGUGAUCCGAAAGCUCCGGUUGUGCUUUCAUUCUCUUCCAGAGGACCGAACCCAAUUUCACCAAAUAUCCUCAAGCCAGACUUAAGUGCCCCGGGUGUAACCAUCUUAGCUGCAUGGUCUCCGAAAGCCACAAUUUCAGGUUCCACAGUCGACAAGCGCUCCUCAAUGUACAACAUUAUAUCUGGAACAUCCAUGUCUUGCCCACAUGCAACUGGUGCUGCUGCCUAUGUCAAAACAUUUCAUCCCUCAUGGUCUCCUGCUGCUAUUAAAUCUGCUCUCAUGACAACAGCUUCUCCCAUUUAUGCCUCCUAUCAUAAAGAAGCGGAAUUGGCUUAUGGUGCUGGUCAAAUUGAUCCACUGAAGGCUGUCCAUCCAGGUCUUGUGUAUGAUACCUUGAAAGCUGACUAUAUACAAGUGUUGUGCAACUUGGGUUAUAAACCUGAUGAUAUUAAGAUCAUUGCCGGAGAGAAUGUUACUUGUGUGAAGGAAAAUGGUACAGAUGCUGUUUUAAACUAUCCUUCUUUGGGUGCUUCUGUUUCUCCCGAAGAACGCAUCGAUAUAUAUUUCCCAAGGACAGUUACGAAUGUCGGAUUACCAAAUUCUACAUACAAGGCAACAAUUGGGCCACAAAAACUAGUAAAUGUUACUGUUAAACCUAAUGUUCUAUAUUUCAAGUCGGUGAAUGAGAAGAAGCAAUUCACUGUACAUGUUACAAGGCCAGGAAUUGGCAAAGAUAAAAUCAUCUCUACAUGGGUGUUGUGGUCUGAUGGGAAACAUAAUGGAGGGCAAGAUGGAAGUGGAAUUGGAAGUGAAGGUGGAGGUGGAGGUGGAGGUGGGGGAUUGAGGGGUAGGAAAGGGAGGGUGGGAGUAGUUAUGAGUUGCGGUGGGAGAUCAUGGGUGGGGAAGCUGGAAAGAGAAGGAGAUGAGGGUGGGGAUGCAGACGGUGUGAGGACGGGGCUGGAUCGUUCCAUCUACCUGCUAUGGAAAUCUCAGUUUCUUCCCAUCCUCAAUGCACAUGACCUUCUUGGUUAUGUCGAUGGCACUUUUCCCUGCCCUCCUUCACAUCUCCCUACUGUUUCCCCAGCCCCACUUGCAGCCAAUCCCGAGUUCACUCUCUGGCGUCGACAGGACCAACUAAUACUAAGCUGGAUUAUUUCUUCUCUGACUGCACAAUCCAUGGCUCAAAUCGUUGGUUUGUCCACCUCACAUGCUGCCUGGACCACGCUUGCUCGUAUCUAUGCCUCUCAAUCUCAGGCUCGAGUAAUGCAACUUAAAUACCAACUUUCUCAGCUCAAGAAGGGUUCUGUUCCUCUGGCCGACUAUCUUCAACGAGUCAAGGAACUUGUUGACAACCUUGCUGCUGCCGCUCAUCCUGUCUCAGACUCAGAUGUGAUCCUUCACAUCCUCCGUGGCCUCGGCUCUGAUUAUGAUGCAUUUGCUACUUCAGUGACUACCCAUAUCGAUCCUUUGUCUCUCGAUGACUUCACUGGCCUCCUUCUCAGCCAGGAAAUACUCAAAGAGCAUCGUGCGACCCCUCUUGAUCUCCCACCUUCUGAAGCAAACUAUGUCAAUAAGGACUCAUCAUCGAAUGGUCGUUCUAAUGGGAGUCGCAAUAGUGGUCGUUCCAACAAUGGGCGUGGUCGAGGACCCAAUUUGGUUUCAUGGAGCUCUAAGAAGCAACACACUGUUGCCCAUUCCUCUACGGAAUCGGAAUACAAGGGCCUUGCCAAUGCUGCAGCUGAAAUACUAUGGCUCCGCCAACUGUUGUGUGAUCUUGGGGUUUCAUCCACCCCACCGAAGCUUUACUGCGACAAUAUUGGCGCCGCUUAUCUGGUGGCCAAUCCUCUAUUCCAUGCAUGUACAAAGCACAUUGAAUCUGACUUUCACUUUGUACGUGAGCAAGUGGCAAAUGGCAGUCUCUGUAUACGGUUUGUUGCGAGCCCAGACCAGAUAGCAGAUACCAUGACCAAAGGCCUCCCUGCUCCAUACUUCUGCACUCUUCCAUGCACAAUAGAAGUUCACACGUUCAAGGACUCUCUCCCAUGCAAGGACUCUCUCUCAUGCUGUUAUGUAGAUAAGGAUUGUUCCCUUUCCACACCUAAUAGCCAACGUGUAACAUAG